CUGAAAGAUCUCCCAUCCAUUGAACCUUUCUUCAUCUACGAAACUUCUCCAAUCUCCAAUGCCAUUUCCCUACCGAAAAUCAAACGCCAUUUCCCUUCCCUAGGAGGAUCGCCUCUCUUCCCCAUUCCAAACAACAACAACAAAUUAAAGACAAAACAAAGCAAUACAUCAUGGCGAACUCGGCUUCUGGAGUUGCAGUGAACGACGAGUGCAAGCUGGUGUUCUUGGAGCUGAAAGCGAGGAGGGCUCACAGGUACGUCCUGUUCAAGCUGGACGACGGUUCCCAACAGGUGGUGGUCGACAAGGUCGGCCCUAGCUCCGAGAACUACGAGGAUUUCACCAACAGCUUGCCCAUGGACGACUGUCGCUAUGCUGUCUUCGAUUAUGACUUCACCACCGACGAGAAUUGCCACAAGAGCAAGAUCUUCUUCAUUGCAUGGUCCCCAGACACAGCAAAGGUGAGGACCAAGAUGCUCUAUGCCAGCUCCAAGGACAGGUUCAAGAGGGAGCUCGACGGCAUCCAGGUCGAGUUGCAGGCCACCGACCCCAGCGAAAUGAGCUGGGACAUCCUCAAAGCAAGGGCUUUUUGAAGCUCAACCAUAAUCAAGCAAGCUACCUAGCUGCUGAGACUACUCUUGCAGCAUUCUACAUUGUCUGUCUGUCUGUCUGUCUUUUUUUCUUUUUGUUCGUAUUUGUGUUGGCUCGUAUGCUACCGAGCUCUCGUUGCUUCUGAGGAUUCAUAACUAGGUAGGUAGUACGUAAGAGGGGAUACUACUUACCAUCCAUGCGUUCUGUGUUUUAACACAAUGCUUUCUCCUCUGUCACUUUAGUAGUAAAUUUUGGUUGGUCUUUGUCUCUCAUUUUUAGAUCAGUAUUGAAACACGAGAAUGAAUCGUUUGAAUAAGCAUAUUUUGAA
Messenger RNA from Andrographis paniculata, 916 nucleotides. RefSeq names its product actin-depolymerizing factor 6-like. Gene Ontology annotation, biological process: actin filament depolymerization. The record is from RefSeq and is a predicted model, not a curated record. Bases 171 to 590 code for a protein of 139 amino acids. Gene Ontology annotation, cellular component: actin cytoskeleton; cytoplasm. The transcript has 3 exons. Lineage: Eukaryota; Viridiplantae; Streptophyta; Magnoliopsida; Lamiales; Acanthaceae. Gene Ontology annotation, molecular function: actin filament binding.